AUGCAGCACGGGGUCUUGGUGGUACCGGUACACAGGGGGGAGGGGUACACAGGACGAAUCACCAAGGGGUCAGGAGGGGAGGGGUUCACAAGGAGAGUCACCGGGGGGUCAGGAGGGGAGGGGUUCACAGGGAGAGUCACCGGGGGGUCAGGAAGGGAGGGUUCACAGGAGAGUCACUGGGGGUCAGGAGGGGAGGGGUUCACAGGGAGAGUCACCGGGGGGUCAGGAGGGGAGGGGUGCACAGGGAGAGUCACCGGGGGGUCAGGAGGGGAGGGGUGCACAGGAGAGUCACUGGGGUCAGGAGGGAGGGGUUCACAGGAGAGUCACUGGGGGUCAGGAAGGGAGGGGUUCACAGGGAGAGUCACCGGGGGGUCAGGAGGGAGGGGUUCACAGGAGAGUCACUGGGGGUCAGGAGGAGGGGUGCACAGGGAGAGUCACCGGGGGGUCAGGAGGGGAGGGGUGCACAGGGAGAGUCACCGGGGGUCAGGAGGGAGGGUGCACAGGAGAGUCACUGGGGGUCAGGAGGGAGGGGUGCACAGGAGAGUCACUGGGGGUCAGGAGGGAGGGGUGCACAGGGAGAGUCACUGGGGGUCAGGAGGAGGUGCACAGGAGAGUCACCAGGGGUCAGGAGGAGGGGUGCACAGGGAGAGUCACUGGGGGUCAGGAGGAGGGGUGCACAGGAGAGUCACCGGGGGUCAGGAAGGAGGGGUGCACAGGGAGAGUCACUGGGGGUCAGGAGGGAGGUGCACAGGAGAGUCACUGGGGGUCAGGAAGGGAGGGGUGCACAGGGAGAGUCACCGGGGGGUCAGGAGGGGAGGGGUGCACAGGGAGAGUCACCGGGGGGUCAGGAAGGGAGGGGUGCACAGGGAGAGUCACUGGGGGUCAGGAGGAGGGUGCACAGGGAGAGUCACCGGGGGGUCAGGAAGGGACGGGUGCACAGGGAGAGUCACCGGGGGGUCAGGAGGGAGGUGCACAGGGAGAGUCACUGGGGUCAGGAGGAGGGGUGCACAGGAGAGUCACCGGGGGGUCAGGAGGGGAGGGGUGCACAGGGAGAGUCACGGGGGGGUCAGGAGGGGAGGGGUGCACAGGGAGAGUCACCGGGGGGUCAGGAAGGGAGAGGUGCACAGGGAGAGUCACUGGGGGUCAGGAGGGGACGGGUUCACAGGGAGAGUCACCGGGGGGUCAGGAGGGGAGAGGUUCACAGGGAGAGUCACUGGGGGUCAGGAGGAGGUGCACAGGAGAGUCACCAGGGGUCAGGAGGGAGGGGUGCUGGGGAGAGUCACCGGGGGGUCAGGAGGGGAGGGGUGCACAGGGAGAGUCACCGGGGGGUCAGGAGGGGAGGGGUGCACAGGGAGAGUCACCGGGGGGUCAGGAGGGGAGGGGUGCACAGGGAGAGUCACCGGGGGAUCAGGAGGGGUGGGGUGCACAGGGAGAGUCACCGGGGGGUCAGGAGGGGAGGGGUGCACAGGAAGAGUCACCGGGGGGUCAGGAGGGGAGGGGUGCACAGGAUGA
Eriocheir sinensis (Chinese mitten crab) is the source of this 1512-nucleotide messenger RNA. RefSeq names its product loricrin-like. The record is from RefSeq and is a predicted model, not a curated record. The coding region runs from base 1 to 1512 and encodes 503 amino acids. The transcript is spliced from 2 exons. Lineage: Eukaryota; Metazoa; Arthropoda; Malacostraca; Decapoda; Varunidae.